This is a messenger RNA of Effrenium voratum, 1829 nucleotides long. The record is from the annotation of a GenBank genome assembly. Lineage: Eukaryota; Dinophyceae; Suessiales; Symbiodiniaceae.
GGUCCCAUUUUCCUUUUUCAUAGGAAGACUAGAGGAAUGCAAUUGGGGACCCCCCCUUCCAGAAGGUAGGGGGGGUCUGCAUCUCCGCUUCGGCCGGGCUUUGGGCUCGAGCGUGGUGGCCGACACCUCACGUCCGCUGAUACAACGCGCGCUUCCGCCCCGUUGGGGUGCCACAAAGAAAGUCUUUCGAGACAAAUCCAUAAGCGAUGCCUCGCAUCCCUUCACUCGCAGUUCUCUUCGUGACCGGCUGUGCCGCACAAUUCUUGGCUGACGCCCCGCCCAAGGCGCUCCUUCUCGAGCUCAAGGACCUCUUGGGCGAGAAUCACCUCACCUUCUCCCCGCAGCGGCUGGUGGCUCUGCAGCAGGACCUCAGCGACCUCUUCGCAGCGCUGCCCAAGAACUCCCGAGGCUCUGUGCGACCGGCGGCGGCGCGCUACGCGCUGCACCGGCUACUGGUCCAACGCCAUGGGUGGCAGUUCAGCGGCCUCGAGCUGGGCGGCGACUCUUGGGACAGCUCCUCCCCCACGGCGGCCUUGGGGAACCGCGUGCCGGAGGACGUGGCGCAGCUUUUCGAGAGCCGCCUCACGGAGCACGGCCUGGACUUGUCGGAUUUGGCCACGCUGGCGGCCAUGCUGGAGAACAUGGUCCACGCGGAAGCCGACGUGCGCUUGGCUGCAGCCUACCGCGCGCUCAAUUUGCCGCUCAGAGAAUCGCUGGAUCUGCAGCAGUCCACGCAGGUGCUCGAGGCCUACAUGGCCAGCUUCGUGCUGGGCGCGGACAUGCAGCACCUGCAGCCGGAGAACAUCCGCACCAAGCUGUCCGAGGUGCCGGAGCAGUAUCCGACCUGGCCAGCGACGCAGACCUUCCUGCAGGAUGUGCGACAGGAGGUGGCGCCCACUGCAAACUUCUCGUUCCAGGCCCUCUCAGAGGUGGUGGCGGCAGUGGGGGAGCGCUAUGGCAAGUGGCAGAGCCACGAAUGUUCCCACCUCAAGGAAGAGCUGUUGCAGAGUGAGGAGCAUCCCAACACCGGGAGGGUUCGCCUCAGCGACUUCUACAGCCAGGCCUUGCAUGGAGGCAAGUGGCAGUUCAGCGAAAGCGUUUCCUACCUGCGGCAGCUGGGAGCUCUUGACGAGUCAGACCCCGAGGUCAUCCGCGUCAUCGUGCCCAACUACAUCUUGGGACCUUCGAAUUGCAUCGCCUCUUCUGGCUACUACGCGGUGUGCUGCAUCGAUGAGUGUGAUGCUUAUUUGCGGGGCCUCGAAGACAAGCUCAAGUCCCAUCAGGCCUCGCCGGAGGCCAUCUUGGCGGCGGUGAACCGCUCGGUGGCGCCCAGCUUGCAGCGCCGGCUCCGCGAGGUGGCGGCCCACCACGGCGGGCAGGUGCCUUUGCACGGCCGACUCUUCUCGCAGUGGCUGCACCACCUCCACCCUCGAGAAUGCCCAUAUCCGCACAUGUCAGGUACCACCAGCCCCCUCCGCCCGGAGAUCUUUGAGGAGCAGGUGGGCGAGUCUGUAGGAGCUUCCGAGGAGGAGAUGAUGCAGCACGUGGAGAGUGCCGGCUGGCGGAAGGCACCAAGCCAUGAGGAGGGCAUGUGCUCCAACAUGUGGACAAUGGAGGAGGAGCUGGUGGACUCCCUGUCCACCGCGGAGCCCGUCUCCGUCUUCGGGACCCGCGCCGCGGCGCGAGGCCUGGCGCUGGCCACGGCGGUGGUGUCGCUGGUGGUGACGCUCGCCAAGAUCCUCACCUCCGCCAGGCCCGAGACACUGGCGAAGCCGGCUGCGCCCAAGAUCUACAGCGUUUGAGACCAUGGGAUGCCGAGCGCAGGACCA